This is a messenger RNA of Neogale vison (American mink), 972 nucleotides long. RefSeq names its product solute carrier family 25 member 31 (gene SLC25A31). Gene Ontology annotation, cellular component: mitochondrial inner membrane. Bases 1 to 972 code for a protein of 323 amino acids. Gene Ontology annotation, molecular function: ATP:ADP antiporter activity. The transcript has 6 exons. The record is from RefSeq and is a predicted model, not a curated record. NCBI's taxonomy places the organism in Eukaryota, Metazoa, Chordata, Mammalia, Carnivora, Mustelidae. Gene Ontology annotation, biological process: mitochondrial ADP transmembrane transport; mitochondrial ATP transmembrane transport.
AUGCAGCGUGAACCUCCGAAGAAGAAGCAAGAGAAGAAGUCGGAAAAGCGGCUCUUUGACCCCGCAUCCUUCGGGAAAGACCUGCUGGCAGGCGGGGUCGCAGCGGCUGUGUCCAAGACCGCGGUGGCCCCCAUCGAGCGGGUGAAGCUGCUGCUGCAGGUGCAGGCGUCUUCCAAGCAGAUCAGUGCCGAGGCGCAGUACAAAGGCAUGGUGGACUGCCUGGUGCGGAUUCCCCGAGAGCAAGGUUUCUUCAGUUUUUGGCGUGGCAAUUUGGCCAAUGUUAUCCGAUAUUUUCCAACACAAGCUCUUAAUUUUGCGUUUAAGGACAAAUACAAACAACUUUUCAUGUCUGGAGUUAAUAAAGAAAAGCAGUUCUGGAGGUGGUUUUUGGCAAACCUGGCUUCUGGUGGAGCUGCUGGAGCUACAUCCUUAUGUGUAGUUUAUCCGCUAGACUUUGCCCGAACCCGAUUAGGUGCUGAUAUUGGAAAAGGUCCUGAAGAGCGACAAUUCAAGGGUUUAGGUGACUGUAUUAUAAAAAUAGCAAAAUCAGACGGAAUUGUUGGUUUGUACCAAGGGUUUGGUGUUUCAGUUCAGGGUAUCAUUGUGUACCGAGCCUCCUAUUUUGGAGCAUAUGACACAGUUAAGGGCUUAUUACCAAAACCAAAGGAAACCCCAUUUCUUGUCUCCUUUUUCAUUGCUCAAGUUGUGACCACAUGCUCUGGAAUUCUUUCUUAUCCCUUUGACACAGUUAGAAGACGCAUGAUGAUGCAGAGUGGUGAGGUGGAACGGCAAUAUAAAGGAACUUUAGACUGCUUUGUGAAAAUAUACCAACAUGAGGGAAUCAGUGCAUUUUUUCGUGGUGCCUUCUCCAAUAUCCUUCGUGGUACAGGGGGUGCUUUGGUGUUGGUACUAUAUGAUAAAAUUAAAGAAUUCCUUAAUAUUGAUAUUGGAGGUAGUUCAUCAGGAGAUUAA